Lactuca saligna is the source of this 2502-nucleotide messenger RNA. The record is from the annotation of a GenBank genome assembly. Lineage: Eukaryota; Viridiplantae; Streptophyta; Magnoliopsida; Asterales; Asteraceae.
AUGGGUUUUGUGGGGUUGAAGCUACUGUUUAUCGGGGUUGUGUUCUUGUUGUGUUUAUCUUCUUGUUAUUCUCAGUUUAAUCCGGCGGAUAAGUAUUCGAUUGAUUGUGGAUCUCCGAGCAACACCACCAUCGGCAAUCGGGUGUUUUUAUCUGAUAGUUUGGCUUCGAGUUUUCUUUCAACCCCACAAAAUGUUUUGGUUGAUACUUCUGCAAAUUCAAUUCCUUCUUCUGAAUACUCUCCGCUGUAUAAAACAGCAAGAAUCUUUACUCAAACAUCUACAUACACUUUUCGAAUCACUCAAAGCGGUCGUCACUGGAUCCGUCUUUAUUUCUUCCCAUUCUCCGCCAGUAAUUACAAUCUAACCACCGCAGUUUUCUCCGUUUCAACUCCAGAUCACUCUCUGUUGAGCGAUUUCAAAGCCGAAGGUGUUCAGACCAAAGAAUAUUCAGUAAAUGUCACCUCCGGCGACCUUGAAAUCACCUUUACACCUACCGGGAGUUCAUUUGCUUUCUUGAAUGGUUUAGAAGUUGUUUCGGUUCCAGAUCCGUUGAUCCCUGAUGAUGCAAUGUCCGUCAAUCCUCCGACAAACUUCAAAGGGAUGUUGAAUAAGGCGCUGGAGACGCUUGCUAGGGUGAACAUGGGAGGUCCGGUGGUCACAUCCCGGAAUGAUUCAUUGUGGAGGUCUUGGGUUACUGAUCUGAGCUAUUCAAAGAACCGGAAUUUUGAAUCGAAUGCUUCAAAUCCCACCGCUGUUAGAUACCCACCCGCCGGCGCUACUCAAAACGAUGCUCCGGUCAGCGUCUAUGGAACCGCCGCAACGAUGGCAUCUGAAAACGACCCAAAAGCCAAUUUCAACGUCACCUGGGAGUUCCCGGUGGAUCGUGGAUUCCAGUAUCUCGUCCGCCUCCAUUUUUGCGAUAUCGUAAGUACUUCUGCCAAUACACUCUACUUCAACGUCUACAUCGACGACUCCAACGUUCUACCCGAUUACGAUCUCUCCACCAAGUUCGGCGGAAGCUUAGCCACGGCGUCAUACUCCGAUUUCGUAACCCAAUCGCUUAAUAAAAACCAAAUUCGCAUCAGCAUCGGCCCUUCCACCAUCAAAGACGUUUACCCUAACGCUAUACUGAACGGCGUCGAGAUUAUGAAGUUGAGUAAUUCCGACGGUAGUCUUUCCGGUGGAAACAUCCCGUCCUCCAAUUCUAGCUCUAAAAAGAACAUCGGUCUGAUCAUCGGUGUAGUCGUCGGAAUUCUUGUAGCACUUUUAGCAGGUGUCGUUUUCUUCUGUGUUUACAAAAAACGAAAACAGGAACAACUCAACCAAUCAAAGAUCUGGAUUCCAUUAUCAACCAACGGGAUUUCCCAAACAAUGGGCAGCAAAUACUCCAAUGGAACAACCAUUAGUGCUGGCUCAAACUUCAAUUACAGGUGUCCAUUCGCAGCAAUUCAAGAAGCCACCAAUAAUUUUGACGAAAGCUGGGUGAUCGGAAUCGGUGGAUUUGGUAAAGUCUACAAAGGUGUUUUAAGCGAUGGAACAAAAGUAGCUGUGAAAAGAGGAAACCCAAAAUCCCAACAAGGUUUAGCCGAAUUCCAAACAGAAAUCGAAAUGCUUUCACAAUUCAGACAUCGUCAUUUAGUUUCCCUAAUUGGAUACUGUGAUGAAAAAUCGGAGAUGAUUCUUAUAUAUGAAUACAUGGAAAACGGGACUUUAAAAAGUCAUCUAUACGGGUCGGGUUUUCCAAGCAUGAGCUGGAAGCAACGUCUUGAAAUCUGCAUCGGGGCGGCCCGCGGGUUACAUUAUUUACAUACGGGUUAUUCAAAGGCGGUGAUCCACCGUGAUGUGAAGUCAGCCAAUAUUUUGUUAGAUGAAAAUCUAAUGGCGAAAGUGGCUGAUUUCGGGCUCUCGAAAACGGGGCCCGAAAUCGACCAGACCCAUGUGAGUACUGCGGUCAAAGGUAGUUUCGGGUACCUUGACCCGGAGUACUUUAGGCGUCAACAGUUGACUGAAAAGUCAGAUGUUUACUCGUUUGGAGUUGUUCUAUUUGAGGUGUUGUGUGCUCGACCCGUGAUCGACCCGUCUUUGCCCCGUGAGAUGGUGAAUUUGGCUGAAUGGGCGAUGAAAUGGCAGAAGAAAGGGCAGCUUGAACAGAUAAUUGAUGUGACUUUGAAGGGGAAGAUUCGGGCGGAUUCUUUGAGGAAAUUUGGUGAAACGGCUGAGAAAUGUUUGUCUGAUUUUGGGGUUGAUAGGCCUUCGAUGGGUGAUGUUUUGUGGAAUCUUGAAUAUGUGCUUCAACUUCAAGAAGCGGUUCUUCAGAAUGAUCCGGAUGAGAAUAGUACGAAUGUGAUCGGGGAGUUGUCGCCGGUGAUUCAUGACUUUAAUCGUGGCGGUGAUGGUGGCGGUGAUGGGGCGGCUCAGUUUGAGAUGUCGAGCGGUGAUGAUAUUUCCGGGGUGUCGAUGAGUAAGGUUUUCUCACAGUUGGUGAAAUCGGAGGGGAGAUGA